Lutra lutra (Eurasian river otter) is the source of this 1428-nucleotide messenger RNA. Its product is annotated as importin-13-like. Lineage: Eukaryota; Metazoa; Chordata; Mammalia; Carnivora; Mustelidae. The record is from RefSeq and is a predicted model, not a curated record. The coding region runs from base 70 to 1260 and encodes 396 amino acids. Gene Ontology annotation, biological process: protein import into nucleus. The transcript has a single exon. Gene Ontology annotation, cellular component: cytoplasm; nuclear membrane.
GUGGUGCCUGGGCUCAUUGGCCUCAUUCCACGGAUCAGCAUCAGCAACGUGCAGCUGGUGGAUACUGUCAUGUUCACCAUUGGAGCUUUGUCUGAAUGGCUGGCUGACCACCCUGUCAUGAUCAACAGUGUUCUGCCCCUUAUACUGCAUGCCCUAGGCAAUCCUGAGCUCUCUGUCUCUUCUGUGUCCACCCUCAAGAAGAGCUGCCGAGAAUGCAAGUAUGACCUGCCACCCUAUGCUGCUAACAUCGUGGCUGUCUCCCAGGAUGUGUUGAUGAAACAGAUCCACAAGACAAGCCAGUGCAUGUGGCUGAUGCAGGCACUGGGCUUCCUGCUGUCAGCCCUGCAGGUGGAGGAGAUCCUUAAGAACCUGCACUCACUUAUCUCGCCCUACAUCCAGCAGCUGGAGAAGCUAGCAGAGGAGAUACCUAAUCCUUCCAACAAGCUGGCCAUUGUCCACAUCUUGGGCCUUCUCUCCAACCUCUUCACCACACUGGAUGUCAGUCAUCAUGAGGACGAUCAUGAAGGCCCUGAGCUCCGGAAGCUGCCAGUGCCACAGGGACCCAACCCCAAGGUAUGUGCUAUCUUUGAGAAGUCCGUUAAGACCCUGCUGGAUGACUUUGCCCCCAUGGUGCCACAGCUGUGUGAGAUGCUGGGUCGGAUGUACAGCACCAUCCCCCAGGCCUCUGCUCUUGACCUCACUCGACAGCUGGCCCACAUCUUUGCUCAUGAACCUGCCCACUUUCCCCCAAUCGAGGCCCUCUUCCUGCUCAUCACCUCUGUCACACUCACUCUCUUCCAGCAAGGGCCCAGGGAUCAUCCUGAUAUUGCUGAUUCAUUUAUGCAACUCCUGGCACAGGCUCUGAAGCGGAAGCCAGAUUUAUUCCUGUGUGAACGAUUGGAUGUCAAGGCUGUGUUCCAGUGUGCUGUGCUCAAGUUCCCCGAGGCAUCUACUGUCAAAGCCUCCUGUGGCUUCUUUACAGAGCUGCUGCCUCGGUGUGGGGAAGUAGAACCCGUGGGGAAAGUGGUUCAAGAGGAUGGCCGUAUGCUGCUCAUAGCAGUGCUGGAGGCCAUUGGGGGCCAGGCCUCCCGCAGCCUCAUGGACUGCUUUGCCGACAUCCUAUUUGCUCUGAACAAACACUGCUUCAGCCUCCUGAGCAUGUGGAUCAAGGAGGCCCUGCAGCCACCUGGUUUUCCCUCUGCCCGUGUCAGCCCUGAACAGAAGGACACCUUCAGCCAGCAGAUCUUCGUGAGCGAGUGAACAAGAGGCGGGUGAAGGAGAUGGUGAAGGAAUUCACACUGCUGUGCCGGGGGCUUCAUGGCACAGAUUAUACAGCUGACUACUGAGGGGCGCCCUGUCCCACCCACGCCUCCUCACCCCUCCCUGUCCCCAAAGAGUAAACCUGGAUCUUCACUGCAAAAAAAAAAA